CUAUCACUACAGCUAGCAUUACCUCAAUUUGCCUCUCUAGACAAUGAAUCCAUCCCCCGUUCCGGCCCGCACCCGCGCGCCACGCUGCACAUGUAUACCCAGAACCCGGUACGGCGUUCGCAGGAUGAGCAUGUACGACAGGGUUCAGGACUCGAAUGCUGGACCCGAGUUGUCUCUCAGGCCACACCGCUGAAUGAGCUUUUUGCACUGGACACGGCGUGGCUGGAUGGUGACUGUGGAUGGGUUUUCCAUUUGCGUUGAGGUAGAUAGGUGGGCGUUGAACGGAGGAGAGGGUACUUAGGCGGGAGCCCUUGCGGAUGCUUCCUCGAUUUGAUUGUGCUUCCUUUUUUGCGACCGCCGUCUUUGUAGGAGCGGGUAUCUCUCCCCUUGGGGUGUUUUGAUCGAAUCCUGAUUGCUUCAGAGCACCCGUUAUUAUUUUGCGCUGUGCAUUUCGUUAAUAAUUGGGAAUCGAACAUGGCCGACGAGAAAGCAGCGAUCAAAGAAACGAAAGAGGUGGCUGUAGUCGCCGUCUCCGCAAGCGAUGCAGCCUCCAACAAGACGGAUAUGAGAGAGGGUGGUGACGUGGUGCAGGUGGAAGGGGAGCCGAAGAGGAAGCCCAUGGCGACGAAGAGGGCGUUGAUUGCGUGGUUGGUGCUGUGUUUUUCGACAGGUCCAACUUCCGGAAUGGUAUACCGAUACAUUCCAGCGGUACUGCAAACAAACGCCAAUGUACUGGGGCAUAAGCCGGGGACUAAUGAGCCGUGUGCCAAACGGGGUGUGAUCCAUUGCGUGGUGCCGUUCGGAACGGGAGAGGUGGAUUACAAUAGUUAUAUAUUGUAUCUCCAGGCUAUCGGACGGGCUUCAGAAGGGAUAUUGACCAUCCUGACGAGCGGAAUUGCGGACUUCACUCACUUCCGCAAAACCCUCCUCAUCCUAGCCAUCAUCAUUUUCGGCACCUUCUCUCUACCCUACGCCUCCAUGAAAAGCAAAACCUACCGCAACCUUGUCGCCGGCUCCGUCAUCUGGGUAUUUCAAACAACCAUCCAAGGCAUCUACGGUACGCUCGUGUCCUCGUAUAUUCCCCUGUUUAUGCGCGAAGCGGGAUGGCUCCAGCAAAGGACAAGAAUUGGUCAGGAUGGGAAACUUGUCGUCACUGAGGAAGAGCAGGCGACGAAAGAGUUGUAUAGUAGGGGUGCGAUGGUGAGCGUGCUGGGACUCUUUAGCUCGAACAUGGGAAGCAUGAUUGGGCAGAUUAUCGGCAUUAUUAUCACAUAUACGAGUGGAACGGGGGUAAUGGAUGGAUAUAAGGAUUUCCUCCUAGCCAUCACUGUUGCAGGCGCCAUCACGAUCGUGUUCGGUGGUCUGGGCUAUGGUCUUCUACCUUCCGUCAAAGGCACCAAGCCACCCUCCCGCAACCUUGGAUUCCUUGCUAUCAAGCGCUGGAUCGAACUCCUGAAAUCCAUCCCCAAGUACCCCGAAGCCUUCAAACUCUGCGUCGGCUGGGUCCUCUGGAACACGGGCUACAGCAACUUCAACUCGGUCAUCGGGCUCCUCUUCCGCGAAGUCAGCGGCCUUGGCACGGGCGACCGCCUCUACACCGUCUACACCUUCAUGGCCGUCGCCACAGGCACCGUCGGCUCCCUGGCCUGGAUGUUCGUCUUCCCGCGCACCCGCUUCAAAAUCAUGCACUGGGCCUACUGCUUCCUCGUCGUCAACCUCUUCUGCAUGUUCUGGGGCUGCCUGGGCAUCAGCAACAACGUCAAGAUCGGCUACAAAUACGUACCCGAGUUCUGGGUCGAGCAAGCCGUCUUCUUCAUGGCGUCGUCUGCCCUCCGCGGCGCGAACAGAGUCAUGUACGCUUCCAUGCUGCCGCGCGGUCGCGAGGCGCAUUUCUUCGGCCUCGAGUUGACGCUGGAUUUGGCCACGGGGUGGAUCAAUCCGCUCGUGCAGAGCGUCAUUCAGGAUCGUACGCAUAAUUUGAGGUAUCCGAUGUUGCCGAAUUUCUUCUUGCUGCUGGUGGCGGCUGGGUUUUACGUUUGGUGUGAUUUGGAGAAGGGCGUGAGGGAUAGUUUGGUGCCUUUUGAUGAUGGGGAGGCGGUUGAGGAGGAUUAGGGGGGCGAUGUGGGAUUCAUUGAUAGAUAGGAGGCGAUCCUGCAGACUUGGAGGGAUGGUACUACUAUCUACGGUGAAGUACAUACGCCCUUAUGCAGGCGCCACGGUCUCCCCAAUACUGGUGGCAGAAAACGGACUAGCCCUUUGCCUCUCCCCACACAAAUAAAAACAAGGUGCAUCCGAGACUUCACAAGAGUAGGAUCCUGAGCCUAUAUACUUCACAGCAGCUUUAGCGUUCUACAACUACAAUAAGCAUAGAGUAGGGCUGUAGAAAGCCUGGGUUUCAAAGUUGGUGCAGCGCUUUC
This is a messenger RNA of Westerdykella ornata, 2417 nucleotides long. RefSeq lists its product as uncharacterized. The transcript has 6 exons. The record is from RefSeq and is a predicted model, not a curated record. Gene Ontology annotation, biological process: amino acid transmembrane export from vacuole. The coding region runs from base 475 to 2112 and encodes 545 amino acids. Lineage: Eukaryota; Fungi; Ascomycota; Dothideomycetes; Pleosporales; Sporormiaceae.